ACCUCUGAACGUAUGGCUUAGGCUAACUGAAGUAGAUCUACAACUCCCAAAAUUGAUAUUCGGUGUAAUAUUUUGUUGUCACAGAUUUGUAUAUCAAUAUGAUUCUGGAUCAAGUUGAAGCACUCAAAGUUUGGCUCACGAAUAAGCUGUCACCGAUUUGUGAUGCAGAGCCAAUUGCCCUCGCUAAGUAUGUAUGUGCCCUGCUCAAGAAAAAUAAGCCAGAGCAAGACUUGAAGGAUAUUUGCAUUGAUCAGCUGGACGUUUUCUUGCAACUGAAGACAAAGCCGUUUGUGGAUGAGUUGUUUGAGGCUCUCCACUCCAAGGCCUAUAUUCCUCCUGAAAGUGAAACCAACAAGCCUCGGCCAGCCUCAGUGGCUGCCAGCAAAAAUGACAAAAGCCCUGCCCAAGGGGGAGAGAAAGACAAGGUUGAUGGACCACGCAAAAAGUCGACAGAGCAAAUUUCCUCCUCUACUGAUGGCAAAGACACAAGCUCUGUGGUGACCACUCAAGCUUCCUCCACACCAAGCACAGUAACAGCUGCCUCUGGCACCAAAGACACUGCUCUGUUUCCACACUUAGCCAAAGACUCAACGAAAGAACCGUCAAAGGACUCCAGGGACGCUGGUCCUCGAUCCGGCUCUAAAGAAGGGCGGGACAAAGAUCGAGACCGCGACGUCGACAGUUCGAGGGACCGGCGGGACUCGUGGAGAGAUGAGAAAAAGCAGAACGACAUCAGAGACGCGCGGGACAUCAUCAGAGAGAGGGGAGAGAAUCGAGACAAAGGGGACACACGGGAAGUGCGAGAGCCCCGGGACCGUGAAGUGAGAGAUCGGGAUCGGGACAGAGACUUUAGGAGGAGGAGGACGAGGAGCAGGAGCUUCAGCCCUCGUCGACGGGAUUAUGAUGACCGACGGAGGAGAUACGACGAACGUCCAAGGUACUCCCCAGACCGCAGGUGGGGCCGACGGCGCAGCUGGUCUCGCAGUCCUAGAAGAAAUAGGUCGCCGCUGGACAGGGGACCAAGAGCAAGGUCACGGAGCCCACGUCUUAGGUCCCGCAGUCCUCGACUGGAUCGGUAUAGGUCAUUUAGGUCUAGAUCCAGGUCAAGGUCACCUCGUCCAGCAAGGUCAUGGAGUAGACCACCCAGUGCCAAUCGCUUCAGAUCCCGCUCUCCAUCGAAUAUCCGCCAGCCAGACAGCCGAGGCUCCACGCCCACUCAGGACAACGACUACUCCACCCUCAUCUCCUCCUCCACCAAUGACCUGCCUGCUGUCACCAGCACCGUUGGUUUGCGGCCGGUCGGGGAGGACGGCCGGAUGGUUCCGGUCGUCGACGACGCCAGGCGCCCUCCGCCUUCUGUCACAGUUGGUGGCAAGGCAAGGUGUCAGGACUUUGAAGAGAAAGGCUACUGUGUCCUUGGGGACGUGUGCCCGUACGAUCACGGCUCUGACCCAGUGGUGGUGGAAGAUGUCUCCAUCCCUGGUACCCUGCCCGUCUCAACUGCCUCUGGUGCUUCUGCUCCCCCGGGCGGCCCUGGCUUUGUGCCCCCCGACCUGCGAGUGCCCCCUCCAGGCCACCUCGGUAUGCGCAUCAAUAUCCGCGGGGCGCCCCCACCACACGUUGAGCCAUACAUGCCUGAGGCCCCGGGCUUACAGGGACCCCCGAGACCUCCCUUCCUGCGUGGUCCGGUGCCUGACCUCCGCCACCCUCCCCCGGGGAUGAUCCUGAACCGUCCGCCUCCACCUGACCAGUUCUUCCCCCAGAGGAGAGAGGUCGUCUUAAAUAAUCGCCUUGAGCCUGCUCUUGAAGAAGAUCUGCUGGACACCCUGGCCUCAGAGAAGGAGCCGUCGCGCAUCGUGAUCCCAGCCAAGAGGCCGUACAGCGCCAUCGACAACGACCCGAGCUCCGUCCACCUGGGCCCCCCUCCCCCCCGCAUGGCCCACGUGAACCAGCACCACCACAUGUUUGCUGGCCCCCCGCCCCCCAUGGUGCAGAAACCACCCAUGCUGCAGCAGCCUCUGCCCGUCCCUCUAGGGCCCCCGCCCAUGAAGAGAGGCUUUGACUUCAACAGGCUAGGAAAUCGUGGUGGCUUCAGACCUCAAGGUCCCCGUCAGCCUUUCAAAACCGGCAAUCUCACGUUGGAAGUCCGGAAGAUUCCCGCUGAGAUGAACAACAUUGCCAAACUCAACGAGCACUUCGGCAAGUUCGGAACGCUCACAAAUAUACAGGUGAAGUAUCAGGGUGACACGGGAGCUGCCCUCAUCUCUUUCUCCAACAAUGGCGAGGCCACUGCAGCGUACCGCAGCCCCGAGCCCGUGUUCAACAACCGCUUCAUCAAGCUCUUCUGGCACAACCCGGAGCGCGCCGCCGAGUUUGACAUGGAAAAGGAAGUGGGCGGCGCUGGUGGGGCUAAGGAAGCUCGUGACGUACUCAUGCAGUCGACGACGCGCACAGGGGGCCGUGUUGGGGAUGGGAUUGACCACCCGUCCUUGAUGCUGCCGGUGCGCCCCACAAUCCCGCCGGCCCACAAGCUGCAGCUGGACAACACCAAGCCCAAGGCUGAGCCGGCUUCUCUCACAGCUGCUGGAGACAUGGCCACACCUACCUCUGCCCCCGCCGAAAAGUCGAUUGUGUACACCUCAUCGGUGGGGAACCUGAAGAAGACGGUGUUUAACCCAUCGGCAGCCGUCCCGUCCCCCACCAGUCCUACCGCAGCGGCCGCUAAAGGGCCGGCUCCUUUCAUCAGCCCCACCGCUGUGAAGACAGCCGACUACGUGUCCAGGAUGGAGGCCAUCAAGAGAGCUGAGGAGGAGAAGAAGGUGGCCACUGUGAAACAGGCUGAGUUGGAUCAAAAACGACAAGAAUUGCUCGCCAAACAAAUUCAGCACCAGAAGGUCUUGCUGGAUGCUUUGGACAAAAAGAAAGCGACAAUGAGUGAAACGGAGAAAAAGAGCAUGCUACAGACACUGCGGACGAUAUCAGAUGCCAUCGACAAAGUCAAGUACGGAACGGGCACGAAGAAACCUGCCACCAGCGCCCAUCAGGCUCCCAAACCUGCACAGUUCAAAUACGUCAGUCAGGAGCAGAAUCGCAAAGAGCAGCUGGACAGAGAACUGGAUGUCCUGAGCAAGCAAAAGCGUGGAGAAGACGUCAGUACCUUCAGGGCAGCCCCAGCGCCUUAUGGCAGAGGUCGUGGCUGGGCUGGAGGUCGCGGGGGGUGGGGCGUGCGAGGAAGAGGCCGGGGCGUGGGGCCUGUGGUCGGUCGCACCUACCUGGACAACCGGCCCAAGACUCUGGAGGUGAAGGGCUUUGAGCUGCACGAACUGGAGGAAGUCACGGCUCAUUUCCAGAAAUUUGGGGAAAUCGACAAAGUAGAUCCUAAGGAGGAAGUUCCCAGCGCAUUCUUUACAUUCUCCACAAGGCAAGCUGCCGAGAUGGCUGUGUCGCAGGGGGCAAAGUUCAACCAGAAGACGCUUGUUGUGCGAUGGAACCAGGUCACGCCCAAGAUCGACCGCACAGAAUCCACACAGAGCUCAGAGGUGGAUGAAGAUCUGUCCAUCACUCUGGGCUCCCUGGACGACGAGUCGCUGCUGGGUAUGAGCGGUGACGAGAAGUCCCGCACGGGCACACCCACCUUGAGCAUCGGCUCGCAGCAGGAAGCAGUUCCUCAGGACGCCGACCUGGACACGGGUCUGGAUUCUCUGGCCGGGGACUCGCGGGCAGUCAUCGAGGAGAACGCGGGGACGGUGGCGGCGGAGGUGGGGAUGGGCAAGGAGAAAUCAUCGACGACGGUCUCCUACAUGCGCAGCAUGAGCGACGAUCUGCUGCUGGGCGAUGAGCACUUCAAGGCCAGCUACACGGACGAUGAAGAAGACGAGGAAGACCACAUCACGGUGACGCUGUCCAACACCACCACGCCCGGCACUGCCAUGCCCCUCUACGCGGGCGGGAAUACCGGCGGGGUGGGGGGACGGGAGGAUGAAAGGGACGUCACGGAGCUUGGGGGAGGGGAGGAGGGGGAGGAUGUGUUUGGUGCUGUCGGUGGGGAGGAGGAGGACGAGGAGGACCUGGCUAACCUGGAGGACACAGCGCUGGACUACACGGAGGACGCCGGGUCCUGGUCCUGAGGGAUGGAGUUAUGGUUUAUGAUAAGUGCAUGUUGGUACUUUGCUUGUUAGAAGUGGAAGUUGAUACUUUGUCUGCUUAUUAUAUGUGUUACUGCAGGAUGUACCGUAAACUUAACAUUAACCCUAUCUGUACGCCGUGAGGUAAUUUUGUACCCCCGGGGUUGUAUUCUUCACAUUUUAGA
Molecule: messenger RNA, 4309 nt
Organism: Aplysia californica (California sea hare)
Lineage: Eukaryota; Metazoa; Mollusca; Gastropoda; Aplysiida; Aplysiidae
Product: RNA-binding protein 26
Exons: 23
Coding region: 99-4127 (1342 amino acids)
Biological process (GO): mRNA processing
Cellular component (GO): nucleus
Molecular function (GO): RNA binding; metal ion binding
Source: RefSeq, a predicted model, not a curated record